GGCACAGGGACACCCAGCUCGGCCUUGCAGCCAGCAGAAAUCUUCCCCGAGCACUUUUCCCCUUGGAACAGCUUUGCCAAAAUUCGGGACAGUCAGAGGCAGGGACUGGAGCUGGAACUCUGUGACCCCAAGAGUUAACGCGCACUGAGCAGCGCCGCACCUUGCUUUGUAUUAAAAAAAAACCAAAAAUCCCUCCGGUGCCUCCUAAACCCGGACAAAACAGGUUUUUAAUGAAAGCAGCACUUAAUCAUUAUUCAGUGAGUUCAGAGUGGCGGAUAUUUGAUGCAAACACCGAGUUGGUUGGAACUCUCCCGUCCCGGCUCCCUCUUUGUCCCUCCGUGCGCCCGGGAAUGGGUGUGAUCUCCGGGUAGGAGUGUCUCUGCGGUUAAGCAGAGGAUUGAAUUACCCAACUGAGCUGUUCCCGGGCUGACAAGGUAGCAGAACAGCGAACAAAAGUGCUUUGGAACUCGGCGGAGAGGAGGGGAAGGCUUGGUGGAGAAGGGGCACCUGCGAGCACAGCGAGCUCAGACUGCAGGAUGACAGAAGGUGACACAAAUCUCCCAACCAUCGAGAGAAAGCUGGGACUGCAGAUAUGGGGCAUAGAGAACAUGAAGAUGGUUCCUGUACCUGAAAAAGCUUAUGGCACUUUUUUUGAAGGAGACUGUUACAUCAUUUUGCAUACCAAGAGGACGUCCCGUGGCUCCGCUGUGGAUCUGCACUACUGGCUGGGCAGGGAUUCCUCGCAGGACGAGCAGGGCGCCGCGGCCGUGUACGUGACGCAGCUGGACGCCGCGCUGGGGGGCAGCCCCGUGCAGCACCGCGAGGUGCAGGGACACGAGUCCGAGACCUUCCAGAGCUAUUUCCGCCACGGCAUCAUCUACAAGAAGGGAGGAGUGGCCUCAGGAUUUAAGCAUGUGGAGACCAACAUGUACAACAUCAAACGUCUGCUUCACGUCAAGGGCAAGAAGCACGUGUCAGCCACAGAGGUAGCGCUCUCCUGGGACAGUUUCAAUAAGGGAGAUGUUUUCUUGCUGGACCUUGGUAAGGUGCUGAUCCAGUGGAAUGGACCCAGCUGCAGCAUUGCUGAGAAAUCCAGAGGCCUGGCUCUGGCUCGGAGCAUCAGGGACAGCGAGAGGGGCGGCCGUGCCCAGAUUGGCAUCAUUGACAACGAGAGGGACUCAGCAGACCUGAUGCAGAUCAUGAGGAUGGUGCUGGGCGAGCGGCGCGGGGAGCUGCGCGACGCCGUCCCCGACACCAAGGCGGACGAGCUGCAGAAGGCGAACGUGCGGCUGUACCAUGUCUAUGAGAAGGACAAUGACCUGGUGGUGCAGGAGAUCGCCACCCGGCCCCUGACGCAGGAUCUGCUCCAGCACGAGGACUGCUACAUUUUAGACCAAGGUGGCUUCAAAAUUUAUGUCUGGAGAGGAAAAGCCUCCAGCCCAGAAGAGAAAAAAGCAGCAUUCACUCGAGCUGUGGGUUUUAUCCAAGCCAAAGGCUAUCCUUCAUCCACCAACGUGGAGGUGAUCAAUGAUGGGGCAGAGUCUGCCAUGUUCAAACAGCUCUUCCAGAGGUGGACAGAGAAGAACGAAACACAAGGGCUGGGCAAGGUCUACACCACAGGCAAAAUUGCCAAGGUGGAGCAGGUGAAGUUUGACACCACCCAGCUCCACGCCAGACCUGAGCUCGCAGCUGAGCAGAGGAUGGUCGACGAUGCCUCAGGGGACAUCGAGGUGUGGAGGAUUGAGGAUUUGCAAAUGCAGCCGGUGAACCCCAAGACUUACGGGCAGUUCUACGGGGGGGAUUGCUACCUGGUCCUGUACACCUACCUGAGGUCAGGCAGACCCCACUACGUCCUCUACAUGUGGCAGGGCCGCCACGCCUCCGUGGAUGAGAUCACUGCCUGUGCCCUCAAUGCCAUCGAGCUGGACAAGAAACACGGGGACGAGGCCGUGCAGGUGCGAGUGACAAUGGGCAAGGAGCCCAGGCACUUCCUGGCCAUCUUCAAGGGCAGGCUGGUCAUCUACGAGGGCGGCACGAGCCGGGCUCAGGAGAGCAGCCCCGAGCCAGCAAUCCGCCUCUUCCAGGUCAGGGGCACGGAUGAGGUGAACACCAAGGCCACAGAGGUGCCAGCCAGAGCCUCCUCCCUCAACUCCAACGAUGUCUUCCUGCUCACCACCAGCCAAGUCUGCUACCUGUGGUGUGGGAAGGGAUGCAGCGGAGACGAGCGGGAGAUGGCGAAGAUGGUGGCUGACAUCGUUUCCAGACGGGACAAGCACACCAUUCUGGAAGGACAGGAGCCAGCAGAGUUCUGGGAAGCUCUGGGAGGCAGAGCCCCUUAUGCCAGUGAAAAGAGGUUCCAGGAGCAGAUCACACACUACCAGCCUCGCCUCUUCGAGUGCUCCAACCAGACAGGUCGCUUCAUCAUGACCGAGGUGGUCGGGUUCUGCCAGGAGGACCUGGAUGAAGAUGAUGUCAUGCUGCUGGACACUUGGGAAGAGAUUUUCCUUUGGGUUGGCAAAGCCUCCAAUGCACAGGAGAGGAAUGAGGCAAUUGCCUCAGCUAAGGAGUAUCUCAAGACCCAUCCAGCUGGGAGAGACCUGGCAACUCCCAUCAUCCUGGUGAAGCAGGGCUAUGAGCCCCUCAACUUCACAGGCUGGUUCAACGCUUGGGACCCCUACAAGUGGAGUGAUGGCAAGUCCUACGAGGAAAUGAAGAACAGCUUGGCAGAUGUGUUGGCCAUAUCUGAGAUCAAAGUGGACCUGAACAACCUCAGCCUGAACAAGAGAACCCUCAGCACGACCAACCUGGCUGGUUCAGGUACAGCUAAUUCCUCCUCAGACUACAAAUCCCACUUCAGCCACAGUGACAGCAACAGCCACAGCAACAGCAACAGCUACAGCAACAGCCACAGCAGCAACAGCCACAGCAGCCCUGCCAUGGUGCCCAACGGGGACGGGAUUUACUCCCGGGAGGUGCUGAUGCACAGGACAGUGGAUGAGCUCCCUGAGGGCGUGGAUCCCACCAAAAAAGAGUGCUAUCUCUCCGAUGCUGAUUUCCACGACAUCUUUGGGAAGUCCAAGGAUGAGUUCUACCAGAUGCCCAAAUGGAAGCAGCAGAACGAGAAGAAGCAAGUUGGACUCUUCUGAGACUGCAGGGGGGAACAGAAGACUCUGGGACCAGCCCCUGCUCCCUCAGGAGCUGCAGGAAAGCCGUGCAGGCAUUUGCUCAAUGACCCCAACCCAGCACAGUUAUUCCAGCAGCCUCUGUCCAGGGGAUGGCUCCUUCCUCCCUGCAAACCCAGAACCCCAGGAGGAAAAACCUUUUUCAAGAACAGCUUGGCAGGAUGUUUUUGCCUCUUCCUGACUCUUUAUUGCUGAUAGCCAUGAAGACAAGUGUGUGCCACACAAGUGCAUUGUAGCCUCAUCUCUCCUUUCCCUUUUGCAGAUUGCCACAUGCACGAGGCCAUGAUCCUCUUUCAUUUGUAGAAGUUUAAAAUUAGUCAAAGGUCAUUUGCAGCUGCUGUGUAAAUUCUGGGUGGGGAAAGCCCUAAGAGGAUGGAGGGGGAGCCUUGAGGUCAGGAAAAAGGUGAUGGAGUAGCCACAUGCCUGAUGGGGUAGUCUGUGGAGUGACACCAGACAGUUCUGCCCCUUCUCACCUUGUGGAAAAACUACUCACCAAAGAACAGCCAGAAUCAGUUCCAGAUUAACAUGCAUAGCCCAGGGCAGCUAAAACACAUCAGAGCCUGGUUUGGGGGAAAAAAGAAUUUAUUAUGAGCAUAUUUAUUAGCUGAUCUGUUUUAAGAGGAGGUGACACUAAAGGCUAGACACAAAUGCCAAUUUUUGACUGCCAGACAAGACUCUGUCUACUUUUUUUCUCAUUCAGACAGCAUCUGCAAUCUCAGCUGGCCUCCCUGGCCAGGUGAAUGAAUGUCAGGAGUCCACCUGCCCACAGACCAGAGGAUUGAGGAAGACAAUUUGGUUUUGGGCAUGACCUGAGGCAGAGGUGUCCUACUGGAGCUUUUAUCAGGGCUCCAUCCCUGUGAUGUCCAUGGGACUGAGAGUGCUGGUUCCACACUAUGGAUCAGUCUGACUGGGGAGGGCAGUGGGAAGUGUGAACAAUCAGUGAUUAUGGGAUAAAACUGUAAACUAAAGGAAGAAGCAACACCUUAAAAACUCAGACAGCGUAGGUUUGCAGCUUCACUCCAUUUCCAACCUGAUCAGUGAUUCCAAUAAACACCCAGCAGCAGCA
Molecule: messenger RNA, 4248 nt
Organism: Oenanthe melanoleuca
Lineage: Eukaryota; Metazoa; Chordata; Aves; Passeriformes; Muscicapidae
Gene: VILL
Product: villin like
Exons: 20
Coding region: 537-3146 (869 amino acids)
Biological process (GO): barbed-end actin filament capping; cytoskeleton organization; actin polymerization or depolymerization
Cellular component (GO): actin cytoskeleton; cytoplasm
Molecular function (GO): actin filament binding; phosphatidylinositol-4,5-bisphosphate binding
Source: RefSeq, a predicted model, not a curated record